This is a messenger RNA of Eimeria tenella, 228 nucleotides long. RefSeq lists its product as uncharacterized. NCBI's taxonomy places the organism in Eukaryota, Apicomplexa, Conoidasida, Eucoccidiorida, Eimeriidae. The coding region runs from base 1 to 228 and encodes 75 amino acids. The record is from RefSeq and is a predicted model, not a curated record. The transcript has a single exon.
AUGACCAUUAAACUUUACGAUUUUAAAUUGUUUUGGCAGUUUAAAGCCGACUGGAGCGCACCCGCGGGGCGCCCUGAGCAGGAGCAGCAGGAGCAGGAGGAGCAGCAGGAGCAGCAGGAGCAGGAGGAGCAGCAGGAGCGACGGCCCGGGGGGUCUUCGUGCCGCAGACACGGCUGGGUCUUGAGUUCUGGAGCAGAAAUAGGAAUUGGAAGAAGCAAACCGCAUUAA